This is a messenger RNA of Seriola aureovittata, 3822 nucleotides long. It is a transcript of the gene pxdc1b, whose product is annotated as PX domain containing 1b. The transcript is spliced from 5 exons. Gene Ontology annotation, molecular function: phosphatidylinositol binding. NCBI's taxonomy places the organism in Eukaryota, Metazoa, Chordata, Actinopteri, Carangiformes, Carangidae. Bases 538 to 1239 code for a protein of 233 amino acids. The record is from RefSeq and is a predicted model, not a curated record.
GACGCAGAGGAGAGGGGAGGAAACUGUGCUGAAAGAAAACUGCUUCCCCAGACAGUGUGAAGUGAAAAGCUUCAGGAUUUCGGAAACAGACGAGACAAGGGAGCAGCGCUUUGAUUUCACAGAUCAAACAAUCUCAUGGAGCUUUAUUUUUAUUUUCUUUAAUCUUUUGCACUUUUUACUGAUGAAGACGGGAAAUAUAAACUUAUACAUUUUGCAGGGGGGAGGGGUGGAGGGGUGUUAUCUUUGACUCUAAAGUCUAUUUUUUUUUUUUUUUCUCUAAAUCAUGCCACGUUGAGAUCACGCCUGUGAUGAGCUGAGCAGACGCAAUGAUCAUCCUCCUCCCGCUCUCACGCGCCGCUGACAGACCGCCGACAGACGACGCGCCGAAAAGUUCCCCAAGUUUUCUUUCCUCAUCCGCCGCAUUUUGUUUUAUUCUUCCACAUUCCUGCGGCGUUGACUCCUUCGGUCCUGAGACCCGCCACCGCCGCCGCCACCCUCCCCCGGCCCGCCCCAGCAUGCUGGACUGACGUCUGAGGAAUGGCAUCGGCUGUGUUUGAAGGCACGUCGCUGGUCAACAUGUUUGUCCGGGACUGCUGGGUCAACGGGAUCCGGAGGCUCAUCAUCAGCCAGCGGGGGGAGGAAGAGGAGUUCUUCGAGAUCCGGACCGAGUGGUCGGACAGGAACAUUUUAUACUUGCACCGGAGUUACUCCGACCUGGGUCGGCUCUUUAAAAGACUUGUAGAGUCCUUCCCCGAGGACAGAAGAGACCUCUCCAAGUCUCCACUGAUAGAAGGGCUGGUAAAAAUCAAAGAGGCACACGACAUUGAGGAGAAACUGAACGAGGUGGAGAGACUACUGAAGAACGCCAUCAACAUGCCGUGCAAGUAUUCCAGGUCAGAGGUGAUGUUGACGUUCUUCGAGCGGUCGCCGCUGGACCAGGUGCUGAGGAACGACAAGGUCCACAGAAUCCAGCCGUGCUUUCAGAGUCCGAUCAAGAUAUCAGAAAUCAUGCGGUCGAACGGAUUCUGUCUGGCCAACACGGAGACCAUCGUGUUCGACCACAAUAUCCCUGAAGAAAAGGAGAGACCUUCGUCCACUGACUCUGUGGAACAUACGUAUGAGGACGGAACAGAGUUUCUGCCAAUGGAAGCAGACGUGUGCGACGAGGAAACAGAAGCGUAUGUCACCAACCUUUCCUACUACCACCUGGUCCCGUUUGAAACCGACAUCCUGGAGUGACGGAGGGAUUUUUCACCCACAAGACGUUUUUUUUUUUUUUUUGCCAACGGACGGUCGACGCUGUCGCCGCACGCAGCCGCUCCGAGUUAACGCUGCCGCUUAGCGUAGCAUCCUCAAGAGUUGCUUAAAGUUUUCUAGCUCACGGCGGAGUCGGGCAGGUGCACAAAGUACGCACCGAAAUACUGACAGAGCGCAACGGCAGCAACACUUUAUUUUAUUUUUUGCCAUUUUCUGUGACGUCACCGGUGUGCCUCAUCCAGAGCCUUAUUUAAAAACAAAUCAAGAUAAGAGUCUUCAGACUGACUAUUAGAAGGAUUUCAGGUGUUGUGAUGCAACCUGUGAGGGCCGCACGUCGGCUGAAAUUUGGAAAGGAACCAAACCGCAUUGGACCGGUCACUGUUACUCAUAACUCUGCUGAAGUUACCAGCGCUCUUUCUUUAUCUUUAGUGUUUAACCGUGCGCAGCCAGUUUCACCGCUGGACCUCGAUCGUAGCAUCGGACGCAUCUUUAAACUGCUUCCCUUCCACUGGUGUUUUGUUUGCUGUGGGAAUGCAGGAGUGAAGCUUUGUGUAUGAGCUUUGUUUAUGGUGCAAUUUACACCAGCAUUUAGGGAUUUCUUUUUUCGUGUACAAGCUUAUAACUCCGAUUUGUUGCUGUGAUAAAAGACGUAGCUUCUUCGGCAUGAGAGAGCAACUGGACGUGAUGCGUUCUCAUGAGAAGGUUUAGCUGCCUCCAAGCUAAAUGAAUAGAAAUCAUAGGAAUUUGAAUUCAAGGUUGAACAAAUAGUGACUUAAAGCUGCUGUUAAAUUGAUUUACAGUUUAAGCUACAGAAACAUUUUUCACAGUUAAAGAUAUGUGCUUCUGUUACGUAAAAAAGAAAUAUGAAGUGCCAUUAUCAUCCUGUUACAACACAGUCUUUCCAAAGUGAGAGCUCAAUGCUGCCUUUUUGGAUGUUGGUGAGAUUUUGUUCCUUAAAUAAAUGUAGAAUGCAAUAUGUGUAAAUAGUGUAGCUGGUAUUGUUGCUUGUUUUUAAUGUGUAUAAACAAAUAAUUUGAUGUGUCUGAGCAGAGAAUGAGUGCUGCCAUUAUGUGGAUAACUGAAUCAUCUCUCCGCUAUUGUCGCCAUCUGAUGAGUGAUAAAAUGGGGCAAAGAAAGCUUUGUUUUGUUUUAUGGGUCAACUGAGGUCACAUCUGACCCCGUCCUGUAAGAUGACGUGAGUGGGUUCAGUCAGACAGCUGACUACAGUGAACGUGGGAGUCUGCAGCUUGGCCUGCGAGAGAGAGAGAGAGAGAGAGAGAGAGAGAGAGAGAGAGAGAGAGGGGGGAUACAAGUCCUCUCUUUUUCUAAGGAAGAAAAACAACAUGGCUGUACUGUGUAUAGGAUAACACUUGAUUAAAAUGCAUGCCUUUUGUAUGUUUUCUGGGUCCCUCCCACAGUGAGGAGGCUGCUUUCACUUCUGCAUCUAAAACCGUGGAGCUCAGUGCAGCGCUGCAAAUGCAGAAAAUACAUUUUUUGUGUGUGUGUGUUUGUGUGUGUGUGUGUGUGUGUAGGGUUAAAUGUAUGGAAGUCCGUCUGCACGCAUUGUUUUGACGCUCCUGUCGAUGCAGAGGUUGCAUUCACCGUCUUACAAUGUGGGCUAACAGCUUGUGUCCAGUUUUCUGCCCUUCUUAACACAAAGGCAUUCAACCCUCACAAACUUGGCACACAAGACUCCAACAGGACGGUCCUCCGCAUGAGUCUAUUUAGUAACACAGUCAUGAUCACUAUUCACCCCGUGAGAAAGUACAGCUCUUUCUCAGGGCGUGAAACUAUUUCAUGCUCUCUUUUUCUUUUUUGUUUUGGGGGGGGGGGGGGGGGGGUCUUUCUUUUCUCUCUUCUCUCCAAGAAUGACGUCUUGCAUUGAUGGAUAUUCUCUGGAUGUAAAGGUUUUUUCUGUUGCAGAAAACAGCCACAUGAAGGCAUCGAUUAAGAUGAUUCAGUAACAAGGAAACUGGAAUUUGUCAUUUAAAUUUUCAUACUCUGCGAAGAAGCGCUUGAUGUUUCCUGUGAGCUCGUAUUCAGAGAUCAAAGAAUAUCGACACCCCUCCGUCUGCCUCAAGGCCCUUCGAGAGCUUAAGCAGUCGGUGCAUUAUAAAUAUUCUGCCACAGUUUCCAUGAAGUUAUGACUAAAAUGGUACUCAGCUGAUUCAGCGCAGUGACAGGAACGAGUAACAAAACGCUGGUACUCCAGUUUCAGUUGUUAUUGUUUCAAACAUAUCACUAUGUCAGCCAGGGGUGUGAGGAUUCAGAUAUGACAGGUAAUAUAUGAAAAUAAUAAUUCACAAUAGGUUGUUAUUUAUUGUGUAAACUCCAGCCACACUCCUGUGAAAAUAACCGCUCUAUGCCUUGUAACACGUGUGUAUGUAUCUGGUGUGUAGACGUGUAAAUGAAGGAACCGACCGAAAAUGACCUUAAUUAUAAACGUUGAAGAUGAAGUGUAUGUUUGAUAACUUUAAAGCUAUUCAGACAGUAUUAGAUACAAAUUAUUAUUCUCGAAGCUUCUCAAAACAAAUAAAUACGUUUUCAAUAAAAAGAAAAUCUUCA